Messenger RNA from Hevea brasiliensis (rubber tree), 1006 nucleotides. RefSeq names its product germin-like protein subfamily 3 member 4. The record is from RefSeq and is a predicted model, not a curated record. The transcript has a single exon. Gene Ontology annotation, molecular function: manganese ion binding. Bases 95 to 847 code for a protein of 250 amino acids. NCBI's taxonomy places the organism in Eukaryota, Viridiplantae, Streptophyta, Magnoliopsida, Malpighiales, Euphorbiaceae. Gene Ontology annotation, cellular component: cell wall.
AAGAUAAUCUAUUUGAAAUCUAGCAGUGAACUCCAAGCCUCAAAAAUGACUUUUAUUUCAUGCAACCUCCAGACAUAUAUUUCACAUAUAAAUAAUGAACGAAAACACUCGUUACUUCGCAAGAGUAACAUUACAUACAUACAAGAAACAAAAACACUCCAUUACUUCACAAAAAGAACAACCCAAGAUGAAUUCCUCCAUUCUCGUUUGCGUGAUCAUGUGUUCUUGCAUUCAGAUCUGCUUGGCAGACUACGAUAAUCUCCAGGAUACUUGUCCAGCAGCUCCCACAAGCAAGCAGUCUAUCUUCAUCAAUGGUUUGCCUUGCAAGGACCCUAACAGUAUCACUCCUUCAGAUUUCAAGUCAUCAAAACUGAGUCGCCCUGGUGACAAGAACAAAUUUCUGCGUUCCGCAACAACCAUUGUCACUGCCGCAGAUUUCCCUGGCCUGAACACCCUCGGUCUCUCAAUUUCUAGGAUAGACCUUGAUGUGGAUGGUUUAGUAUUGCCGCUAUACCACCCAAGAGCCUCUGAGCUGUUCUUUGUCAGUGCAGGUGUAGUGAUUGCUGGAUUUGUCGACACCAAAAACCAACAGUUCCAGAAGAUUCUCAAGGAAGGAGAUGUGUUUGUGCUUCCUCGGGGUUUGCUUCACUUCUGCUUGAAUGCUGGCGAUGAGGCCGCUACCAUUUUCUCAGUACUCAGUAGCCAGAAUCCAGGGGUGGUGAGCGUUGCUGGUAGCCUUUUCGAGUCUGAUCCAGAUAUGUUAAACAAGCUUGUGAGGAAAAUAAAAUCAAUUUCUUCAUCACAAGUUAAUGGCUUGGAAAAUGCCACUCUAUUUGGAUUUUAUUAGAAUAUCAAGUUGAUAUAAUGAGAAAAUAAUAAUACUUCCCUGCUUAUAAAAAACAAUGCAUCUUGUCUUAUUUAAAGUUAUUUAUAUGCAGAUGUAAUUUUACUAAAAUAAUAAAUCGUAAAUUAUUUUAAAAUUUUAUUAAUAAUAAAUGAAGACUGG